Messenger RNA from Phytophthora infestans T30-4, 636 nucleotides. Its product is annotated as thiamine pyrophosphokinase, putative. Lineage: Eukaryota; Oomycota; Peronosporomycetes; Peronosporales; Peronosporaceae. Gene Ontology annotation, biological process: thiamine diphosphate biosynthetic process; thiamine metabolic process. Gene Ontology annotation, molecular function: thiamine diphosphokinase activity; thiamine binding; ATP binding. Bases 1 to 606 code for a protein of 201 amino acids. The record is from RefSeq and is a predicted model, not a curated record. The transcript is spliced from 2 exons.
AUGCAGAGCUCACGACUGUACGAUCGCGGUGUGGAGCUUGAAGUGCAGCACCGAGUAACUCCGCAUUUCAUCAAAGGCGAUCUGGACUCACUACGUGCCGACGUACGCGAGUUCUUCUCAGCCAAAGGGACGACAGUGUUGAGAGAUCCUGAUCAGAAUACGAACGACCUGGACAAGUGUCUGCAGUUGAUCUACCAGGAGCAGGAGAAGGAGGACGAGAAGUUCUCCGUCAUGAUCUUUGGAGCCAUGGGCGGACGGUUUGACCAGGAGAUGCAGAACAUCAACGCGCUCUUCAGGUGGAAGGACAAGUUCGAGCAGAUGGUGUUGCUGUCCGACGAGACCACCGCCAGGCUGCUAGAGCCCAAUGUUCGACAUGUGAUCACACCCAAUUUCUACUUCGAAACGCGGACUUGUGGACUGAUUCCGGUGGCGGGAACAUGUGAGGAGACGAUGACAAGGGGGCUCAAGUGGAAUUUGAGCUCAGGGAUGGAGACAGGCUUUGGUGGGCUUAUAAGCAGCUCCAAUCUCGUGGAUGAUGCAUGCAACCAGGUGGAGGUUGUGGCAUCGCGUUCACUUAUCUGGACUACCGAGCUUAAGAAAGAGUAAAGGUAAUAAAUUUCUCCAGGCUCGAGUCAA